AUGCCAGCUUCAUUGCGUCUCGAAAUAUUCCCAUCCAAUCUUCAACAGAUGAUUGACUUCUAUUGCACCAUCCUCAAUUUUGCGUUGAUCAAGCGGAAUGGCGACUACGCCUACCUUGGGCGCGACAACAUCUUCAUCGGCGCCAUCGAGACUGGUUCGACCGAGUCCCUUGAAGAGAAAGCAAGCUACCGUCGCCCAACCAAAGGAGUUGAAAUAGUGGUUGAAGUUGACGACUUGGAGAAGGAGAGAGAUCUCAUUGUUGGUAAGGGCUGGAAGCUGGAUGCCGACAUUCAAUGGCAGGAUUGGGGACUGAAGGAUUUCCGCUUGACCGAUCCUGACGGAUCGGGUUCAGCCAUUCACCUGCAGUUCACUAGGUACUACCUGAGGUUCACGACGCACAGUCCGAAUCGCGAUGGGAAAGGUCCAUAA
Fonsecaea multimorphosa CBS 102226 is the source of this 429-nucleotide messenger RNA. RefSeq lists its product as uncharacterized. NCBI's taxonomy places the organism in Eukaryota, Fungi, Ascomycota, Eurotiomycetes, Chaetothyriales, Herpotrichiellaceae. The record is from RefSeq and is a predicted model, not a curated record. The coding region runs from base 1 to 429 and encodes 142 amino acids. The transcript has 2 exons.